AUGGCUGGGACCGACCGUCGAGAGUCGAUAGGCGUUGACAGGAGGGCUUCGACGCGGUUGUCGAUGCAGCAGCAGAACGACGAUGAUUAUGAUCUUGAGGCAAUGGGAAUUUCUGACGGGUUCAGGCCCAACGGUGUCGGGAUGGGUCAUAAUCGGAUGUCCUCGCAAACAGUGCAAAAUACCCUCCUGACAGCAGGAAGAAGAACACCACCCCCGCGGCCAUCGAGUACAACGAAACCAAAUAACAUGGACUCUUUCGCUUUACGGCAUGAUGGAGAAAUGGGAGAUCUACGGAGGAAUUCGUCCGUCGCAUCCGUUGUAAACACGGCGCUUCCUGCGAGAUCGUCGAGUGUUUCAACUGACGUGCCUUAUGUGAGAGCAGAGAGCCCCUACCGAGGACCUGCUGGCCCUUCACAUCCAUACCAGAUGUAUCCGCAAGAAUCACGGUUGGCGAGAACAGCAAGCAUGGCUACGACCUCAACAGCCGCUCCACCAGUAACGGAGAGAUCAUAUGCAGGACCCAGUGGACCGACACACCCUUACGGGAUGUACCCUCAGAACAUCGUCCCUGAAGGAGAAAGUACCGAUACUUCAACCACAGCUGCAUCCGUCCCGGUAGGAUUCCCUGGGCUUAAUCAAAACUAUCAACGCCGGCUCGGUCCUGAUGGCGAGGAGAUUGCUGAUAUAAUUGGUCCCGACGGACACACGGAGCAACUGCCACCGUAUACGCAGUAUCCCGACGAGGCUCUUGCAAGAAAAACUCGUCCAACUGUUGUGGUACCUGCUGUAGUACCUGUUGUAGGUGCUGGGGGAAUUGGACUUGCAACUCGCAAUCCAGAAUUUUCAUCUCAAGAGGACCUCAAUUCUCCAGAGUCACGAAGGAGCGUCAUGUCAGACUCGAGCAGCCACCAUGUCAACACGGCGGCAAUGGCUAUCUCAGAGAAACCGGAACUGAAAAGGUGGCAGAGGGUUGCAAAGAAGAAGCUCUGCGGGAUCGUUCCUGUUUGGGUUCUUGUCCUCGCUGCUGCGGUUCUUAUCAUUUUUGUAAUCAUUUUGGCUGUUGUGCUCGCGGUACUGAAAAGUCAUCCUCCUCCAAAGCAUCAGCAACAGAAGCCUCAUGAAUCUGGCCAAGCUCAAAGUGAGGUUUAUCUCACCACAAUGACUACAACUUUCGAUGCUACACCCAUCAGUGCAAUCCCAACAGGCGCCUCAAUCCUUCCAACUGGUACAUUUGCAUUGCCUGUCAAUAUUCCGUCUGGAACCCAGAAAAGUUGUCUUGUCAACAGUGCCCAAAGCAAUGCUUGGUCAUGUAUAGUUUCGCCGAAUCCUGCCCCACUCCAACUCCAAAUAAUCCCACUUUCCGGCGCCAGGAGUCCGUUUUCCAACAACGGAGUUGUUAUGACCUAUGGCAAUAACACAAUGGUGUCCUGGACUUAUGGCGCCCAGGCCCCGGUCAUGCCCGACCAACAGGUCAUGAAACUUGUGACCGAUUCCGAAGAACCUGACAGGGGGCCAGCAUGGUGGUUCCAACAUUUAUACAACAAACUAGUAGUCCUCAGAGAAACCGAUAUAGCAAUGCCAGCCUCCAAACGAGAUGUAACUGAACGACAGGCACCGGGACCGGGACCAGGACCAGGCCCGGGGCCAAACACAGGCAACGGGAAUUUCCACGACACAGCGGAUUUUAUGGGGAAGAAAGGGGUCGCACAGCCAGGUGAGAAACCAUGGUUCUGCUAUUGGAACAACACGCUACUCGAGGCCUUCAUCUAUGUCAACCAGACAAGUUCAUCUGGAAUUUCAUCAGCUUCAUCUGCGCCGGCGUCCACCCCGGCCGCAACAACACCUAGCAACAGCCAAGCCACCGCUGGCACCUCUAGCUCCAGCGUCCCGACAUCCAACGUUCAGCCAUCAGGUUCACCCUACUCAGGACCACCACCACCAUAUUUCCUUCCGCCCUACCCAAGGGUCGUCAAGCUCGAGGAACGCCGGGUACCGCGUGGGGCUCAACCAUCCUCACCAUAUUGUAUUCAACAUAUUGUCCAAGCUGACGGGAGUGCAAUUCCUUUCAUGAAUAGCACUAACCAACCUGUCACGCUGGUUCUAAACGAGACCAUUCCAACACAGUUCUCAAGGCGGGAUUUCCUCGAGCAAAGUCUUUACGGGCGGGAUGACGUGGAUAUGUGCGGUUGUACAUGGGAAUGGACAUAG
Molecule: messenger RNA, 2208 nt
Organism: Lachnellula hyalina
Lineage: Eukaryota; Fungi; Ascomycota; Leotiomycetes; Helotiales; Lachnaceae
Exons: 2
Coding region: 1-2208 (735 amino acids)
Source: RefSeq, a predicted model, not a curated record